AUGGCUGCGGCGGCGUCUCUUUCGCUGAAACCGCCGGCGAAAUUCUACUUCGGCGGAAACCGACGCGACGGAGUAAAGAGAACUUCCGAUGGAUUUUCUGUCGCACGAGUUUCUCGAGGCGAACGGUUUCAUGAGAGUAUCGUCCGUCUCUCUGCCUCGACUGUGCUUUUCCUCGGUUUAAGCCUUCGCGUCUGCUCUCCGGCCUCCGCUCGAAUACCUCCACCAGUAAUCGCUUCACAUUCCGUUACAGAGAAUGAAAUCGAGUCCGAAACUGUAGCAGGUGAGGAGAACCAUGAAGUUCCAAAUGAAGAUGAAGAGAGAAAAUUGGAAGCAGAUUUCGAAGCUUACAAGGCUAAAGUGUAUUCUCUGACUGUACCGCUAAAAGUCGUUGCCCUGCGUGGCUCAGUGCCACCAUCAUGGAUCAAGGAUUUCAUGAGCUCACAAGGGAAGAGAGUGAGGCUAAAAACCAGAUUCCAAGGGAAUCUUGAGGAAAUUCUCUCCGAUCUAUCGAUGCCAACAAGAAAAGGCAAAAAAGGGUCUGCUUCAACUUCUGCAGCUGAUAUGAUCAGCAUUGGUGAUUCUUGGCUUAGUUUCGCGAUUAAAGAAAAGCUGAUUGAGCCAAUGAAAGGGAUAGAAGAUCAAGACUGGUAUAAAGGCUUGAGUGAUAAAUGGAAGGUUUAUCUCCGCAGGAACAACGCGGGAGAGAAAGCUCGUGACGGCGAAACGUGGGCUGUGCCAUACCGAUGGGGAAGCAUGGUAAUAGCAUACAAGAAGAGCAAAUUUCAGCAGUAUAAAUUGGCUCCAAUAGAGGACUGGGCUGAUCUGUGGCGACCGGAGCUUGCGGGGAGGAUCUCAAUGGUGAAUUCUCCUAGAGAGGUUGUUGGUGCUGUUCUCAAAUACAUGGGAGCAUCAUACAACACGACAGACCUUGAUUCACAAGUUACUGGUGGAAGAACCGCUCUGGAGAAAAAUCUAGCAUCGCUUAUGAAACAGGUCUUUUGCUCUCGCUCUCUCUCUCUCUCUCUCUCCAUAGUAAAAAUGAUAAUGUCUGCUCAUAUUUGCUUCUCCUUUUGCUCACAGAUUAGACUGUUUGACAGUAGCAACUAUCUAAAAGCUUUCAAUGUCGGGGAUGUCUGGGUCACUGUCGGUUGGAGCAGCGAUGUAAUCCCUGUCGCAAAACGUAUGUCAAACGUUACAGUGAUUGUUCCAAAAUCCGGUGCCACCUUAUGGGCUGAUCUAUGGGGUCCUCUAGUUAGAGAACCCGAAGAAACAAAGAAAAGCAGAGCGAAACUGGAUACAAACCUCGUUUCUGGUGUUCCUCUUCCAGAGAUUUUGUCCAAGUGUGAGUUCUUGGAACCUUUACCAGAGGCUACGCUAUUGGAAUACCGGGAUCUGAUCGAUACUGUAAGGAGACAAAGCCAAGGAGCUGGCCUUGUGGAGAAACUACAAGACAUGGUUUCGAUUUGGGUUCGAGGAUUUAGGACAAAGCUUCAGCCUCAGAUGAAGAACAACACUUGA
Messenger RNA from Thlaspi arvense, 1518 nucleotides. Lineage: Eukaryota; Viridiplantae; Streptophyta; Magnoliopsida; Brassicales; Brassicaceae. The record is from the annotation of a GenBank genome assembly.